Messenger RNA from Penicilliopsis zonata CBS 506.65, 1698 nucleotides. RefSeq lists its product as hypothetical. Gene Ontology annotation, molecular function: methyltransferase activity. The record is from RefSeq and is a predicted model, not a curated record. The transcript is spliced from 2 exons. Lineage: Eukaryota; Fungi; Ascomycota; Eurotiomycetes; Eurotiales; Aspergillaceae. The coding region runs from base 444 to 1547 and encodes 367 amino acids.
GGGCAGUCCUACCAGGUUGUCAAUGCAUUUGUUCUGGGUUCUUUCGUCUCUUUCCCUUGCAUCUCGGUCGUUCGGUUCUCGGGACGGGCUUCUCUCUCCGUCUUCUGGUCGUGGUGUGGUCGUGUCCGGGCUCUCGUGAACGAACGCCUAGAGUUCUACUACUGGUUGGUGACUGACCGACGUGCACCACCUUACCCAGAUACCUGCAGACGGAACACGCCUGUUGCAAAGUUGGACAAGUCGGAUUCGUGCUCCUGUGGACCUGCGUCGAAUCGAUCGAUCGCUCGUGGAUGGUUACGCCUCACCCGUCGCCGCAUCGUGGGUUGCUCGCCGCUCUCUCUCCCCCCCCCCAAAGCACCGGUGCCGCUGCUGUAGCUUCCAAACAUCCUCGAGGAAUCUUUUUGAUUUUAUUUCAUUCUAUUUCUUAAAAAGCUCCGAUCCAGAUGUUUCCGGGCAGUUCUUUCAGCCAGCGGCAACCGGCGCCCCCCUCGGUGCACAAUCACAACAGCUCCAACUCCACCAUCGCCUCGAGCGAUAUCGCUCGGUCGAGAAACAAUUCCGAUGCUAUGGAUAUCUACGCCAUUACCGACCGGGAUCCCGCUGAGAGGAGUUGGAUCAAAAAUGGAUCGCCCGUGGUCGGGGCACCGCAAAACCAGGAGAAGCAAUCCGAACAAGAGUACAUGGAAAACGGCCGGCUAUAUCACGGUUUCCGCCGCGGCAUCUACCCGCUACCGUGCGACGAGCAGGAACAGGAUCGUCUCGACAUCUUCCAUAAGCUCUUCACCGUCGCCCGCGUCUCGGACGGCCUGAUCUACGCGCCGCAUCCGAGCAACGGGCGUGUGCUCGAUCUAGGCUGCGGCACCGGUAUCUGGGCGAUCGACGUUGCCAAUAAGUACCCGGAGGCUUUCGUCGUUGGUGUCGACCUGGCCCCGAUCCAGCCGCCGAAUCACCCCAAGAAUUGCGACUUCUACGCCCCCUUUGAUUUCGAGAGUCCCUGGGCCAUGGGCGAGGAAUCGUGGGAUCUCAUUCACAUGCAGAUGGGCUCCGGGAGUGUUGCGAGCUGGCCCAACCUGUACCGCCGUAUCUUCGCCCACCUGCGGCCGGGCGCCUGGUUCGAACAGGUCGAGAUCGAUUUCGAGCCCCGCUGUGAUGACCGCUCGCUUGACGGGCUAGCCCUCCGUCAAUGGUAUCAGUGUCUGAAGCAGGCCACCGAGGAGACCAUGAGGCCCAUGUCGCACAGCUCCCGCGAGACUCUGCGCCAUCUCGAGGAGGCCGGCUUCACUGAGAUCGACCACCAGAUGGUCGGACUGCCCCUAAACCCCUGGCACCAGGACGAGCAUGAGCGCAAGGUUGCCCGAUGGUAUAACCUGGCAAUCUCCGAGAGUAUCGAGACUCUGAGUCUGGCCCCCUUCAGCCGUGUGUUCGGCUGGCCCAUCGACAAGAUCCAGCGCAUCGCUGCCGACGUCAAGUCGGAGGCUUUCAAUAAGCACGUCCACGCCUACAAUAUCUUACACAUCUACCAAGCACGGAAACCAAUGCCAAAGUGAAUCCACACACAGACACACACACACACACACACACACACACACACACACACACACACAUAUACAUAUACCCCAGCGGAGAAUCAUGAAUAUGGACACCUGCAAGGCAAAACACCCGCGAAUGAAGUUGAAGCAGACCCCAUCCCUUCGACUC